Megalops cyprinoides (Indo-Pacific tarpon) is the source of this 1874-nucleotide messenger RNA. RefSeq names its product Ras association domain family member 8b (gene rassf8b). The record is from RefSeq and is a predicted model, not a curated record. Gene Ontology annotation, biological process: signal transduction. NCBI's taxonomy places the organism in Eukaryota, Metazoa, Chordata, Actinopteri, Elopiformes, Megalopidae. The coding region runs from base 567 to 1862 and encodes 431 amino acids. The transcript is spliced from 6 exons.
GCAGCCGGAGGGGAGAGGGGAAUGUAGCUGGUACGGAUAGCUAUAGCGAGCGGCCAAGUAUGCGUGCGACGAAAGUAACUUUAUCAAAGCAACAUCUGAAAUUCUCCACUUUUGUCGCCUGAUUUCAGUAUCUGAUCCUGACUGCGCUGACUCCGGGCUGCUGAGUAGUGGUGUUGUCAUUGCGCUUACCGCCGGGCUGCGCGGUAAAGAAAUAUGUAAGACUUGCAGAUUUCAUGCCACGGCGAAUCUCAAGCACACGAACUCGAGUCGAGCCAGGAAAGCGGAGACGGGAACGUCGGAGCAGCACUUUUUCACGCCCGCUACAGCCGGAGAAAGUGUCUCUGCAGAAAGGAAGCCGUACGCUGACCUGUCCAAACACUUGAAGAGAGAGCCCCUCCCCUCUCAGUUCCUCACACGGGAUCUGCACCCUGAAGACUCUCGCGCCUUGGGGCUUGUGACAGAUCCAGCUCUUGCGGGUAGCGGAGAGAGGGUGGCGCCCCCCCACCCCCUUCCCUGACAUGGCGGAAUGACAACCCUGGCUAAGGCUGCGGCACGCAGGACCGAGCAUGGAGCUGAAAGUGUGGGUGGAUGGCGUCCAGCGCAUCGUCUGCGGGGUCACCGAGGCCACCACCUGCCAGGAGGUGGUCAUCGCCCUGGCCCAGGCCAUAGGACGCACUGGGAGGUACACGCUGAUCGAGCAAUGGCGCGAGACGGAGCGGCACCUGGCCCCCCACGAGAACCCCAUCGUCUCGCUCAAUAAGUGGGGCCAGUAUGCCAGCGACGUGCAGCUGAUCCUGCGGCGCACCGGCCCCUCUCUGAGCGAGCGGCCCACGUCCGACGGCGCCGCCCGCGGCCCCGCCCGCGGCCUCUACCGCCAGAGCCUUCCGCCCCUGGCCAAGCUCCGCCCCCCCGUCGACCGCGCCCUCAAGCGCAAGGAGCCCAAGCGCAAGUCGCUCACCUUCACGGGCGGGGCCAAGGGGCUGAUGGAUAUCUUCGGGAAGGGCAGGGAGGCGGAGGCCAAGCUGCGGGCCAUGAACGGCCACAACGCCGCCGUGGCACUGGGCCCGCGGGAGGAGCUGGCCCGCCUGGUGCGCCUGCAGAAGGAGAAGCUGCAGCAGCUGGAGAGGCGGCUGGAGAGCUGCGAGGCGGAGCUGAGGGGCUGGGCGGAGCACGGCGGCACCGGCGGCGGCGCUGGCUCGGGCCUGGAGGAGGAGCUGUUGCGGCUGGAGCAGCGCGUGCGCAAGAACGACGUGGAGAUCGAGGAGGAGGAGUUCUGGGAGAACGAGCUGCAGAUUGAGCAGGAGAACGAGAAGCAGCUGCAGGAGCGGCUGCAGGAGCUGCGGGCCCGCAUCCAGGAGUGCGAGGCAAAGCUGGGAGAUUACCUGGCCCGCAUCCGGGGCAUGGAGGCCGGCCUGGAGGCUGAGCGGCUGCAGCUGGAGAUGCAGGAGGCCCAGCAGGUGGACGAAGAGGAGCUGAGGGCCAAGGUGCAGAAGGUAAAGGCCGAGCUGGACCUGCAGACCCAGCACACCGCAAGGCUGGAGAGCAGCUGCAGGGCGGUGGAGCGCUCGCUAGGACAGUCCAGCAAGCGGCUACAGGAGAAGGAGCAGGAGCUGGAGCAGCUGACCAAGGAGCUGAGGCAGGUGAACCUGCAGCAGUUCAUUCAGCAGACGGGCACCAAGGUCACGGUGCUGCCCGCGGAGCUGAGCGAAGAGGAGGCCAUCCACGUGGGCCCGGCCACAGACCCGUCACCCCAGCUCGGCUCGCUGAAACGCCCGGGCUCGUCCCGCCAGCUACCCAAUGACCUUCGUGUGCUGCAGAAGACGCUGUCCUCGGGCUUCAACCCCGAGGGCAUCUAUGUCUAAGCACCCCCCCAC